Molecule: messenger RNA, 1437 nt
Organism: Cryptosporidium ubiquitum
Lineage: Eukaryota; Apicomplexa; Conoidasida; Eucoccidiorida; Cryptosporidiidae
Product: lipase esterase
Exons: 3
Coding region: 1-1437 (478 amino acids)
Biological process (GO): triglyceride catabolic process
Cellular component (GO): cytosol
Molecular function (GO): sterol ester esterase activity; triacylglycerol lipase activity
Source: RefSeq, a predicted model, not a curated record
AUGACUCAAAUUAAUAUAACAAGAGUUUUAAAAGGAAAAUACACCAUUAUGAUUGUGUUAAUAAUAGGAAUAAUUUUGUACAACAUAAUGAAUGAUGAAAAUUUAACAUUUACAGAAAACAUUAUUGGAAGGAUGAUUUAUACAUAUUCACUAUUUAGAAAUGUAGUUUCACUGACUAACUAUGAAGAAAUAGAAAAGUUCAGAAGCAAUGAUUGUUCUAUUUACAAAAAUUUGAUCUUUGGCUUUUCAAAUAAGAAUGAAUUGGGUAUUAUAGUAGAACAUAGCAUUGGGUAUGGAGAAAAUCAAGAGUGGAGUAUUUUAGAUGAGUAUGAAUCCUUAGAAAUUGAAAAUAUUAUGGGAAAUAGGCAUUGGAUUGAGAUUGACGAAUCUGGUGAAUUAACUGAUGGAAUUUCAAUGGAUAUGAAUAGAGAGCUACAUAAAGAUGAAGUUGUUGUAAAUUUUAUAGUUAGUAAAAAAUUAUUAGAGAACAAUAAUAAAUUAAAACAAAAUCUAAUUCGACCAGUAAAGUGUUCUACAAAAAAAUUAUGUUCAAAUUUAUAUUUUGAUGAGUCAAAAGUCAAGGUUGUUUAUGAAAAUGAUAAUAUUUCAACUAUUAAUAAAGAUGAUAAAGCAGAAUCUCCAGGGAUUGUUAUAUAUGUUCACGGAGGAGGAUUUGUAUUUGGUGAUAUGAAUACAUAUGAGAAGGUAUUACAAAAACAUGCAAUUCAAUUGGGAAAAUUAAAUAAACCAAGCAUUAUUGUUUAUAUUGGGUAUAGAAAAUCACCAAAAUGGAAGUAUCCAAUCCCAUUGGAAGAUGUUAUUGCAUCAAUUUCAUGGAUACAUAGUAAUGCAGAAAGAUUAGGUCUAAAUCCAAAUAAGCUUGUUGUAUUAGGAGAUUCAGCAGGAGGUAGUUUAGCUACAUCCUCAAUUGCAUCAUGUUUGAGUAUUAAAGAUCAAAGUAAAAGACGUAAUAAUAAUGUAUUAUCAAAAAGAUUUCACAAUUACUGUAAAUGGGUUGACCAUGUUAAAUUCUUAGGAUUAAUUUAUCCUGCAUUGUGCCAAAAAUGCGUCACAAAUUCUAAAUUAAAAAACUAUAAAUUUGGAUUCUUAACUUUGAGUUCAUUAUUAUGGUUUGAAAAACAAUAUCAAUCUAAGUAUAUAGAGAGUUAUUUUGAUUGGAGAUCACAACCUUUAUUAGCCCCUGCAAAUAUUCUUAGAAAGUUUCCAAAAACAAGUAUUGUAUUGAUGAAAAGUGAUAUACUUUAUGAUGAGGGAAGAUUAAUGUAUGAAACUUUAUUGAAAUUGAAAGUAAAUGCAAAAUUGAGAAUUUUUUCAGGUUUCCAUGGUAUAUAUGGAAGUAGUUGGUCAUCUGGCGGUAGUAAUGCAUUGGAAUUUAUUAAUAGUGAGAUCUCUGAAAUAAUGAAUCAAAAUAAUUAA